Melanaphis sacchari is the source of this 2699-nucleotide messenger RNA. RefSeq names its product adenosine receptor A2b-like. Gene Ontology annotation, biological process: G protein-coupled adenosine receptor signaling pathway; adenylate cyclase-activating G protein-coupled receptor signaling pathway. The coding region runs from base 168 to 1421 and encodes 417 amino acids. Gene Ontology annotation, molecular function: G protein-coupled receptor activity. The record is from RefSeq and is a predicted model, not a curated record. The transcript is spliced from 3 exons. NCBI's taxonomy places the organism in Eukaryota, Metazoa, Arthropoda, Insecta, Hemiptera, Aphididae. Gene Ontology annotation, cellular component: membrane.
UGCGUGCACGGCGGACGCCUUAGCACCACCGCCGCUGCAGUCGCCGUAUCGUCGCUACAUUAUAACUAACAGUCGUUUCCGUCUUCGGACGGACCGCCGCCAGCUGUAAGCGACCGCGCUGCGGGUCGGCGGCGUUGGUACGGGCAUUGCGGACACCGGCCACGGCGAUGGCCGCGGUCGGCGGUGCGCUGAACGUGCCGUACGCCGUUCUCGAGGGCCUGGUGGCCGUCGGGGCGACCGUCGGGAACGGGCUGGUAAUCGUGGCCUUCCGACGGGAACGGCGACUCCGGCGGCGCACCAACUACUACAUUGUGUCGCUGGCCGUCGCCGACUUGUUGGUCGGCCUGGUGGGCAUACCGUGCGCCGUGCUGUCCAGCGUCGGCCUGCCCCGUCAUCUGCACCUGUGCGUGUUCUCGGUGUCGCUGUUAAUCGUCCUGUGCACCGUGUCCAUACUCAGCCUGGUGGCCGUGUCCGCCGACCGGUACUGGGCCAUACUCUACCCGAUGGCCUACUCCACCAACUCCAACACCAAAAUCGCAAUCAGUAUAAUAUGUAUUUGCUGGAUAUUGGGUCUGCUGAUAGGCUUCUUGCCACUAAUGGGCUGGAGAGCUGCCAAAGGUCCAUCAUUGGACUCAUGCGAGUUUAGUCUCGUAAUGGAUUAUAGUUACUUGGUGUUUUUAUACUUGGUGACUAUUAUUUUACCUGCUCUAUUUAUGGCCACCUCAUAUGCUCAUAUUUAUACAGUCGUAAUAAAACAAAUCAAACAGAUGACGCUGCUGAACGGCGGCCAACGCGGCGGCAACAGUCCGACGAAACUGCGUGUACUGGGCGCGGCCCGGAAAAGCGAGGUGAAAGCCACGCAGAACCUGUCCAUAAUCGUCGCGUUCUUCGCCGUCUGCUGGAUGCCUUUGUACACCAUCAACUGCGUGCAGGCGUUCUGCGACGAUUGUCCGGUGCCCGAGUCCCUCUUGCACGGCUGCAUCAUCCUGUCGCACCUCAACUCAGCCGGCAACCCGCUACUGUACGCGUACCACCUGAAGGACUUCCGGAACGCGUUUCGGUCGCUACUGCUGUGCAAGAAGAGUCCGCGGCACCGGAACAUCGCGCAGUCCCGGUCCGGAUGCACCACCGUCGCAGCUGCCGUGACAGGCGGCGGCGGCGGCGGCAUCGGAACCGGUGUCAACGGCGCCGACAGUUCUAUCAGCUCGUCGCUGACGUGUUCGGGUGGUUCGUCCCGAUCGACCGUCAUCGACUGUUGGCGUCGGUCCGUCAAGUACUUCCGGUCUGCCGCCGCCGCCGACACAGCGUCGCGUGCAGGUGACGCGCGGUCGAUCGCCAAACCGGACCCCCGCGAAAUCGUUGCGAUCGUAAUCGACCCGUCCGCGCCCGUGUUGCUGUCUGUCCGUCAGCUCGUCGAGUGAACCACUCGGCGUUGGCGUUUAAUGAUGAUGGCAUGACACUGACGGUAUACGAUAUUUUAAGCACAAUAUACUUUGUAUAUCGUUAUCGGAACAUUAAUAUUGUUAACUCGGUCGACAAGAACGUAUUCGUCGCCUAUCGUGUGUAGUAUUAUGUGUAAAUAAUAAAGCAACGUAGAGAUCUCCGCGUGCUUUAUCUCGGAUGACUUGGUUACCGGUUUAUCUCUGGUACUUUAAGUCACCUUCUUAACCGUGUAUGUGUGUGUGUGUGUGUGUGUGUACGUGUGCGUAUGUAUAAUUUAUGUGUACAAUAUUACGCUACUCACGAAUUUCGACGAUUAAAACCUACAUAUCAAAUAUAUCAAGUACAGGUAUACGUCGUUAAAAAAAAAAAAAAUACGGUUUUACUUAAAAAAUGUAUAAAAAAAAUAAUAUAAAAUCAAACGUUGUAAUCAUAAACUAUUUAUCCCGACAGAAGAGUGUUGCUCUAUACACGUCUAAUUAGCUAACAUCUGCAUGGUCGUAUUGGUCAGUGCGUUUCGAAAGUUUGGUUUAAUUGUAUAGGUAUUAUUUAAUUGUAAACUAUUCAAAAAUGCAUGUGAAAAAUAUUUGUGUAAUUUAUAACGUUUCAAUUUGUCAACCACUCCCGGAAACUUCGUUUUUGAUCUGUCAUUUUUGGACUUAACUGCAAUUAUAUGAAAAACGACUUUUUAUUUGAAUAGGCAUAAUAACAAAUACGUCUCCUAAUUAUACAUAAAUAGUAAAAAUGUGUCGAGUGCUUACAUACGUAAACAAUAUUGUAUUAUUACAAAUCAGUUUAAAACAUCCUAUCGAAUAGUAUGUGCUUUCUUUAAUAUAGUCUGCUAACAAUUAUUUAUCUAUAGCCUAUAGGGUUAAAGUUAUAUUUGCUUAAAAUCACAAAUCACAAUAUGCAUUCACGAUUGGAAUAAUUGUACAGUAUACAUAGUAACUAGUAUUAUUGACUAUUGUUAAUUACCUAUGUGUUAUAAAUUAUGAUACUACCUCCAAUAAUAAUCGAAGAUGCUAUAACUUUGCUUUUUCAUUCGCAUAUUUCAUUCCUUUACUAAAUUUUAUUUAAAAACACAGCCCCAUCUCCUAAAACCAAUAAUACACAGAUUGUGUAAUUAUUUCAUAUUUGUAACACCACUAUGAACAAAACAUGUAUUAUUCCACCAACUAUUUCUAAGUCACUUUAACUAUUGAAUACAUAACAAUGUAUUCUUAUAUUUUUUAAAUAAAUACCUAAGUAAAAAAUAAAUA